Messenger RNA from Vanrija pseudolonga, 1892 nucleotides. RefSeq names its product Peptide transporter PTR2. Bases 1 to 1824 code for a protein of 607 amino acids. The transcript has 4 exons. Lineage: Eukaryota; Fungi; Basidiomycota; Tremellomycetes; Trichosporonales; Trichosporonaceae. The record is from RefSeq and is a predicted model, not a curated record. Gene Ontology annotation, cellular component: membrane. Gene Ontology annotation, biological process: transmembrane transport; oligopeptide transport. Gene Ontology annotation, molecular function: transmembrane transporter activity.
AUGAGCAACGUAAACGACACAACACUCGAGUACGAGUCUGCCCCGCUCCCGCCCUCGGGCCUCCCGACCGAGAAGGACGAGAAGACGUCCAUCCACGCCGGCGCCGAGGUGACCUCGCCCGCGGACGACGGCGAGGAGUACCCUACCACCGAGGAGCUCUCGACGCUCAAGAAGAUCCCCGCGCCGCUGGCGUUCGCGGCCUUCUGCCUGUGUUUCGUCGAGCUCGCCGAGCGCGCGUCGUACUUUGGCUCCUCGCAGAUCUUCGCCAACUUCGUCAACAACCCUCUCCCGGAGGGCGGUAACGGCGCCGGCGCCGUCGCCAAGGGCGCGAAGGGCAAGGACCAGUCGGCGGGCGCGCUGGGCAUGGGCAGCGUGUCCGCCUCGGCCGUGUCGUCGACGUUCACGUUCCUCGCGUACGUCACGCCCAUCCUCGGCGGUAUCGUCUCGGACGCGUACUGGGGCCGCUACAAGACCAUCUGCGUCGGCGUCGCUGUCGGCGCUAUCGCCCACGUGCUCCUCGUCAUUCCCGGUAUUCCGUCGGUCAUUAGCGGCGGGCACGCGUUCGUGCCCUUCAUCAUCGCUGUGCUUAUCCUGUCGUUCGCGUCGGGCUUCAUCAAGGCCUCGCUUGGCCCCAUGCUCUGCGACCAGAGCCCCGUGAAGAAGCCCGUCAUCCGGCUCACUCAGACCGGCGAGCGCGUCAUCCUCGACCCGCAGACGACGGUCACGCGCUACCUGCUCAUCUUCUACUGGGCGAUCAACAUCGGAUCCUUCUUCGCCAUCGCGACCUCCUACUCCGAGCGCCUGGUCGGCUUCUGGCUCGCCUUCCUCCUCCCCGGCAUCAUCUACAUGCUGUGCCCGAUCGUCCUCGCCGUGCUCUACGGCAAGACGUACAAGGCACCCGCGCAGGGCUCGGUCGUCGUCGAGGCGUUCAGGGUGUUCAAGACGCUGUUCGCCAACUCGAGCUGGAAGCAGAUCUUCCGCGGCGGCGACGCGUUCUGGAACAACGCCAAGCCGAGCCACAUGGCCGCUGGCGGCCAGGAGCUCUCGCCCGAGGUGUUCUGGGACGACCUGUUCGUCGAGGAGCUGCGCGCGUCGUGCUCUGCCAGCGUCGUGUUCUUCCUCACGCCCAUCUUCAUCCUUGCCGACGGCGCUAUUGGAAACCAGUACAACGACAUGAGUGUGGCCAUGAAGCUCGGCGGCAUCCCCAACGACAUUAUGAACAACUUCAACUCCCUCGCCAUCAUUGUCGCGACACCCAUCCUCACGUGGGGCGUGUACCCCUUCUUUGAGCGCAUCGGCCUGCCCCUCAAGCCCAUGACGCGCCUGUCCAUCGGCUUCAUCCUCGGCAUGCUGACCAUGAUCUUCUCCGCCAUCAUCCAGUGGCGCAUCUACGUCACCUCGCCUUGCGGAUGGAGCGCGACCACCUGCGACGACGUCUCGCCCGUCUCGAUCGCGUGGAUGAUCCCUCUUUACGCCGUCCCGGCCGUCGGCGAGCUCUUCGUCAUGGUCACGGGCUACGAGCUCGCCUACACCCGCGCACCGGCACGCAUGAAGGGCCUCGUGUACGCCAUCUGCCUCUUCUCGUCGGCCAUCUCGGCCGCCAUCUCCCUCGCGUGCUCGGCCGCCAUCACCGACCCCAACCUCAUCUGGCCCUACAUCCCUGUCGCGGCGCUGUGUCUCGUCUGCGCCAUCAUCUUCCCCGUCUACUUCAAGCACCUCAACGAGCCGAUGGAGAACUUUGCGGAUGUCGACCGCCAGCAGGGCAAGCACCAGCCCAACUACAUCGCAGAGAAGAAGGUCGCCGACGACGAGGAGGCGUACUAGUGGUUUUAUAGCUUUUCGUAAUGGUACCAGGACAGCAUGUAUGAGUAUGCGCCUGGCAUGGGGUGCGG